GAAAAUCAAUAAUGGCAACUUGAAAACAAGUAAGUUGUGAGUGAGCAAACUCACCACCGGAUGUGAGCGAGUGGUGCGAGUAAAUUGAAGACUUCAAGCAGAGAGCCCCAAAGGACACAAUACUAUACCUUCAAAUUGUGAGAAUUGCAAAGCUUGAAGCAGACAGUCAUCAGUGAAGUAGCCAGUCAGUCGCAAUACAAAUACAUAUUUACCUAUUCACUCGCAUUAAUUUACGGUGCAGUAUUUGUAAAAACACAGUGGAAAUUUGCGUGAAGAAUUAAUCGUGUUUUUAAAUAGUAAAACUCUCUACAGUGCUAAUUAAAUAUAAAUGAACAAACAAAAUAUUGCAAAAGACAUCAGUACUAGCUGCGAAAGUAAAAACGAAAAGGCGAAGUUUGGUCUACAACAACUUUGUCUUGCAUCGAUGGUGAUUGUGGGUGGGGAAGUGCGCUUCGAUUUUUCACCAGAGCAUACAAUAUUCGAUUAACGCGAGCUAUAAUUACUUUUCACAGCAAUUUUGUGACUUCAAAUAAACGACAGUCAGAGCCAACAGUGUUUUUAUUAUCACACUGUGGAGUCUGGGCCAAUUGUGUACGUUCCCAGGUUACAUCUUUCCAACAAUUUGAUUUGGCUUAUGCGCACCCAAUACCCGUAACAUGCGCUCCCUGGCUGACGAAACCAGGAAAUUAACGUUGAACAACAACAAUAAUAACAACAACACCUCGACUACCAUAGCGAUUGUCACGCAGUCAAAAAAUAAUAAAUCGAAUAAAAUUUACAAGAUGCAACAGCAAGUCAACGUAAUGACCAGCGCCACCACGGGUGUUCAUCAAAAGCAACAGCAUCAGCAGCAACAAAAGCAAAUUAAGCAACAGCAGAACAACAACUCCACAACAAUUAGCCUGCCUAAAGCUUCACAUGCGAACACAAGUGAAGAGAUUGCCGGCGGUGUGCAGGACACUAUCUAUUUGUGCAACUUUCGCGUCUCCGUUGACGGCGAUUGGCUUUGCCUGAAGGAGCUACAAGAUCUUGACAUUGGGCAGCAGCAUAGUGGCGGCGGUGGCACCAGUACCAGCGUCUAUGGCGUACAUCGCGGCACACAGCUGGGCAAAAACAAACGCUAUUCGGGAAUGUCGAACGGUUUGGAUGAUAAUGCACGCGAUCCAGCUGAAAUCGAACGCAGUAAUCUCGUAAAUAUUUGCAAACUCGUGGUAAAGGAAUUACUAGAGCAGUCGCUACGUUUCGGACGUAUGUUGGACUCGGACCACCUACCACUGCAACACUUUUUCAUCGUCAUAGAGCAUGUACUGGGUCAUGGCUUGCGUCCAAAGAAGGGUCUUUUGGGGCCACGCAAAGAAUUGUGGGAUCUGUUGCAGAGCGUAGAAAACUAUUGUCCCGAGGCGCAGGACAUCACCGCAAGUGUACGUGAUUUGCCCACCGUGCGCACACAUAUUGGACGCGCUCGCGCUUGGCUACGCAUAGCGCUGAUGCAGAAGAAAUUGGCCGAUUAUUUGCAGGCACUUAUCGAGCAUCGCGACGAUUCGCUCUACGAAUACUACGAACCGCAUGCGUUAAUGAUGAGCGACGAGAUUGUGGUCAUAAUGGGCAUUUUGGUGGGUCUAAAUGUCAUCGAUUGUAAUUUGUGCGUGAAAGAGGAAGAUUUGGAUUCGCAACAGGGUGUUAUCGACUUCUCACUUUACUUGCGUUCGAGUUCGCGCAGUAACGAGAACGACGAAGAGAUCAAUCAGUCAUUGGAGGCGAAUGGUCAGGGCAACAUGAUUGCCGUGUUGGACCAAAAGAACUAUAUUGAAGAGCUCAAUCGGCACUUAAAUGCCACAGUCGGUAAUCUACAGGCCAAGGUUGAAUCGCUUACAACAACAAAUGCGCUCAUGAAGGAGGAUCUAGCGAUUGCGCGCAAUAGCCUCUUAGCCUUACAAGCCGAGAAUCAGGCACUACGUCAAAAUGCCACCGUUACCAAUGUUUCUGCAGCAAACGCGGAAGCCAGUCCAAACAAAUCGUCAGAUCGUGCGAAUAAAGCAACGAUCGACACACUCAACGCCGAAUUGAGUGAAGAGAAAAAGAAAAAUGCCGAACUCGAUAAGGAGUUGAAACUACAAGUAUCCCUGAAGGCCGAAUCCGAUGUGGCAAUGAAAUUGCUUGAGAAGGAUAUACACGAAAAGCAGGAUACAAUCGUAUCGCUGCGACGCCAAUUGGACGAUAUAAAACAAAUUAAUUUGGAAAUGUAUCGCAAAUUACAGGAAUGCGACGCUUCGCUCAAACAUAAAACCGAAUUGCUCAAAAAGCUCGAGAGUCAAAAGGAAGACAUGGCCAGCACAAUUGCACAGCUGGAGAAGAAAUGGGACAAUGAUAAAAGCAAUUUGGGAGAAAUACUCAAGAAUACCUCACAAACACUGUCCACACAGGUGAACGCAUCCGAGGAACGAGCCGCACGCGCCGAAGCUGAGGCGCGUAUAGAACGCGAAUGGCGGCAUUCGUUACAAGAGAAGGAAGUGAAGUUGAAGGAGAAAAUCAGUUCACUGCAAAAUUGCGUAAAAGAACUCACCGACGAUGCACAACAGAGUGCCAAGCUGCGGGUAGAACUCGACAAAAUGCGCACACAAUGGACGGAGGCACAAACCACACUCGAAGAGUUGGGCAUACAGUUAAGCGUUAGCAAAUUGAAGGUUUCCGAAUUGGAGGAGCGCGAAAGAAAGCAGCAGCAAUUGCGCUCGUCCGAUCUGUCACUGCAGUCACCCUCGGAGGUGGGUAGCGCUGGUAUAUGGGCGCCAGAUUCGAUUGCCACACAUUGCACGGCGUGCAAGAAAGAAUUCGGCCUGACGCGUCGAAAACACCAUUGCCGCAGCUGUGGCGACAUCUUCUGUAACACAUGCUCGGAGCAUACACUGCCACUACUCAACGAUCAGGGGCAGCUGGGCAAGCCGGUACGUGUUUGCUAUCGCUGCUUUGAGACGCGGAAAUGAUGAUGCUUUCACAAACUUGCACUAAUUUAAUUUUAUAUUGUACUAGCUAAAGGCAUACAAAGCCUGUGUAUUUAAUAUGUAUGUAUGUAAAUGUUCAUGUAUAUGCAUUCUAUAUGUAUUAUCAGUGUGUACAUAUACUAAAUCUAUUUAUCAAUUUUGUAUUUGUGUGUAUUGCCGAGUUAAAGUACAAUUCUGGGCAGGCUCGGUAUUUGUGAAACAAAUCACCAACUAUUUUAAAUGUGUACAACUUGUCUAUAUUUACAGUGACAAAUAUUGUACGAACCUAUGAAAAUAUUCUAGUUUUUUAGUGUAAUAAGCGGUACACGCUAGUAUUUUAAACUGUAUCAAAUAUGCUUGUAUUCAAUGUAUUGAAAUAUUUAUUACUUUUCAUACAAAUAUACCAGUUACAAUUAAAAUUGUGGAAAGGCAAUUUA
Bactrocera neohumeralis is the source of this 3415-nucleotide messenger RNA. RefSeq names its product protein RUFY3. Gene Ontology annotation, cellular component: cytoplasm. Gene Ontology annotation, molecular function: metal ion binding. NCBI's taxonomy places the organism in Eukaryota, Metazoa, Arthropoda, Insecta, Diptera, Tephritidae. The record is from RefSeq and is a predicted model, not a curated record.